Tilletiaria anomala UBC 951 is the source of this 975-nucleotide messenger RNA. RefSeq names its product ThrRS/AlaRS common domain-containing protein. The record is from RefSeq and is a predicted model, not a curated record. Lineage: Eukaryota; Fungi; Basidiomycota; Exobasidiomycetes; Georgefischeriales; Tilletiariaceae. The annotation marks the transcript as partial. Gene Ontology annotation, molecular function: ATP binding; aminoacyl-tRNA ligase activity; Ser-tRNA(Ala) deacylase activity. The transcript has 3 exons. Gene Ontology annotation, biological process: regulation of translational fidelity; tRNA aminoacylation.
AUGCCAGUCGGCCUGCUGCGGUGUCAGAAUGAUCCCCUGUGCAAGGAGCUGACGACGGUCGUCCAUUCGGCCAAAAGGGCGUCCGUUGCGGAAGAUACUGGAGAGCUGUGGCAUGUCUUGCUCCAGGACACCAUCAUCUUUCCCGAGGGUGGAGGUCAGCCAAGUGACACGGGCACGCUGCAGCUGUUCGAAUCUUUCGAGGGAUCACAGCCGGCAGAGCUGUCGAUUGUCUCUGCCUUUCGACGCAACCUCGAUGCCGUGCAUAUGGUCCAUAUACCAUCAGGUGUGCCGGCGCAGAACCUGCUCCAACGAGGCGCAAAGGUUCUCGUAAAGGUCGACUGGCAGAGACGCGAAGACCACAUGCAGCAGCACACGGGCCAGCAUCUCUUGUCUGCGUACCUGGAUUCGCUCGAUCCGCCACUUCCGACGCUUUCGUGGGGCCUCGCAGCAUGGCCGCAGCCGUGCUACGUUGAGCUCCCGCGCGCUCCAACGGAUGCGGAGCUGGAGAGCGUCAGAGCACAGCUGAGCGCCUCCAUCAAGCGAGGCCAUUCGAUUACCGUGACGGUCGAGUCGAUGGAGCAGGUCGCACAUGCGCCGCCGAAGCUACCCCAGGACUAUGUGGCUGGUGCAGAUGGCGCGGGCGACGAUGUCAACUCGCAAGGCGUCAUCCGGACUGUCAAUAUCGACGGGAUAGACGCAAAUCCAUGCUGUGGGACACAUUGGCCAUCGCUCCGCUUCCUACACUACAUACACAUCUACCCUGGCACGUCCAAGAUCCGCGGGAGCAACGUGCGCCUAUACUUUGACGUUGGGCGCCGCGCCUUUCACAACCUGCUUGAGUCAUUCGACGUCGCGGCGAGCAUCUCGCGCACCCUCGGCUGCGCGAGGGGCGAGACAACCGCGCGGCUAGACAUGCUAAUGGCCAAAGAGAAGGGCGCCAGGAAGCGGGAACUCCAGCUCAAGGAAGAGGUCGCG